Messenger RNA from Branchiostoma belcheri (Belcher's lancelet), 415 nucleotides. Its product is annotated as neuroendocrine convertase 2-like. The transcript is spliced from 4 exons. Gene Ontology annotation, cellular component: trans-Golgi network; Golgi membrane. Lineage: Eukaryota; Metazoa; Chordata; Leptocardii; Amphioxiformes; Branchiostomatidae. Gene Ontology annotation, molecular function: serine-type endopeptidase activity. Bases 107 to 415 code for a protein of 102 amino acids. The record is from RefSeq and is a predicted model, not a curated record. Gene Ontology annotation, biological process: protein processing.
GUGGUUCAAAAAGCAAAUUCCACGGAAGCGCUACGUACGAGCCGUUCCAAACUUUAACGACGCCGAGUGGAGCAAACAGUCCUACUUACAUAGUGGGCAGAUAAACAUGAACGUCCUACCGGCGUGGCAACAGUCGUACCACGGGGAGGGGAUUCUGGUCGGGGUUGUUGACGAUGGAGUGUUUAAGAAUCACCCUGACCUGGCGACACGUGUGAAUCAUGGUUCAUCCCACAACUUCGUCAGCGUGCAGGGUUCGGCGUGGCCCUGGUCCCCCUGGUCAGAUCCAAACGACCCAACACCAUCCUCAGAAUCAGAAAGCCAUGGAACUCGCUGUGCCGGGAUCAUCGCUGCACAGGAAAACAACAACAUCUGUGGCGUAGGUGUAGCCUACGGUGCAGAGAUAGCAGGUCAGUGA